Molecule: messenger RNA, 35809 nt
Organism: Coregonus sp. 'balchen'
Lineage: Eukaryota; Metazoa; Chordata; Actinopteri; Salmoniformes; Salmonidae
Source: the annotation of a GenBank genome assembly
AUGGUCAUUGAUAUUACUCCUCUGGCCGUUGGUCUGUUGCAGGCAGCUAAACCCAGCAACAGCAGCUGUAGUGAGCUGCCACAGUGGAGAGCUUUCAGCCCUCUACAGCCUUGGAUGACGUCUGCUCUGUCUGCACCCAGGCUCAAGUCGGAGCACGCAGAUACUCGGCCAAGAUGCAUGCAAUGGCCCAAGCAACACAAUGGAGACAAACAGUUCUAAAGACAAAAGCCUCUUGCAAAAACAACUAUUUUUCAAAUAUCUUUGGGAAACCAUUUUCAUAUGUCACAAUGUCUACUUCAAAAUGUUUCAUGUCUGCACAUUACAAUAACUGAACAAAUACAAUUUUGUAGGCUACCUUUUGAGGGGUAUCUAGCUAGCUCUGCUGUAAUGCUCACUGCUGCAUGUGUUGGGAUCUGAUGUAGCCUCAGAUCCUGUCCAUUAUAUUUUCUGAAUGGCAUUUAGAGUAGUGAAGGGCCCAUAGUGAAGAAGAAAUUACCACAAUGGACUUAAGCUAUUAAUGAAUGACUCAUUUAAGUAUCUGGUGUCUCCUACUCUUUGACCUUUAGGAAUCCGGUUUACCAAGAACCCCGCCAACCUCACGGUAACCCAGGGCAACAUGGCUCGACUGGGUUGUGCCAUCGAGGGCCUGAGUGAGCCGGAGAUCGUGUGGAUGAAGGACGGGGAGAAGUUGUACAGUACAGACCAGAUGUACAUCACCCUGGAGCAACACCACUGGGAGACCUUCCACAGGUCGGUGCUUCAGUAGUCCUGACCUACUAUUAAAUAGUGUUAUCCUCACCACUUUAUAGGCUGAUUGGAAGAUGUCUUCAGACCUUCCAUCAUAGUAUCACAUUUAUUGUGUUGCAUUUCACCAGAAAUCAUUGGGAAGCUGUCUUGCAAAGCACAAGCAAACUAACCUUGGAGCGUUGCGAAGCACUUAGCUCACAACCACCAUAUCAGCUUCUCAUGAGGUCAGGUGUCCUGACAGUUAGUUACUAUUUCAGAGAAAGUGCUUGUACGUUGAAUCAGUAAGCUGGAAAAAACAACAUUGUUUUAUCUUUAAACCCUGUGGCUGCUUGCAUUGCCUGUUAUCCUUCAAAAGUCUUAAAAAUGAAGAAACAUGCAGUGUAAUACCGUAAAUAGAGGUAGUAAUGCUGUUCCUGGCUUUGAAUGACUUUCUCCCCCUCUGACUCAACAUCAGACCUGGGUUCAAAUACUAUUUGAAAUCUUUCAAAUACUUUCAGCGUUUGUUUUAGCCUGCCUGGAGUGCCAAGUAGGUGGGAUUUGCACUUCUAUGACAUUUAUAUUGGUUCAAAUGGCAAUGGGUAAGCUCAAUCAAGCACAGCUUAAGUAUUUGAAAUUAUUCAAAUAGUAUUUGAACUCAGGUCUGCUCAACAUGGCGGAACAGAACAUGCAGUUUUGGGUGCUGGUGGUGGAGAUGUGGGUGAGGUUUAAUAAUCAGCUUGGGGAGGAUUUGUCCCUGGCAGAAAGAGAAAGAACCUGUAAAUAACAUGGCUGGAGUGGAGAGACAGGGGUCUACCCCUACCGUAACCCACCCAGCAGGGAAACCAGGCCCCAUAGUGGGGCAGGGGCAGGCUGGAUUGGAAUGCAGUUAGCUGCCUGUGACUGAGUGACCUAAAGCUUGAUGCAGACUACUAGACCUGCUGGUUAAGUGAACUUGCAUUGCCAGUGGCAGACGUUUCUGUUAAUCUCAUGCACAUGUGCUAGGCACUGAAGCUCAAAGGUCUUCAGUUUGACCUCUCAUCACACACACAACAAUGUCCUAGAUACCACGGACAUCCACCAUUUGCUGUGUCUAGUCUACGGAACUAGAAUGAAAUGAUUGAUAGAUAUUAACAAUUCUAUCACUUCUAUCAUAUUUCUGUGGUCUAGUGACUAGUCCUUCAUUGGUUAUUGAUUGGAGUGGUGAGUUUGGAUGCGAUUGUUGUCAGAAGUGGGAUACCAUACACGGGUUAGGUGACAACGUCACGAAAAUGGUGCGUGCGCGUCGAUGGGGCAGAAGUCUGUGUGUUAUUACGAUUCUGGAUAGUCAGAUAGCUAGCAACAAUGACAACAAGCUGCCUUAUGGGGAAUCGUAGGUGGCUUGUUUCAGCUCGUUGUUUUUUGUUAUUGAUAUCAUGUUUUGAGGUGUUUUGACUCUUGUCUAGCUAGCUAACCAACAAUUGUAACAAUGUAUUUGAGAGACAAGUGCUCGUUGUGCAAACGUAUGUAUGUUUUCAAUAAAGAUUUGGAGAGGAAAUCUACUGGUUUACAUGUUGUCAACAAUCCUUUGAUUUUAAGCCAACCUCGCAUAUUUUGCUCCACAGUUGUGCACGCGUCGGUUUUGUUGCUAAACAACCCAUCCAUCUAUGAGUGAGUAGGACCUGUCAAUGCAGGCAAUGAUUUCCUGAGUGACUCCUAAUACAAAUACACAGGGUACUCCUGCUGAGUGUAAUUUGCCCCAAGUUAGUUUAUUGCUCCAAUUAGUUACGGUGUUCCACUUCCAGUGGUUGAAAGUACUUAAGUAAAAAUUACUUUAAAGUACUACUUAAAUUAUUUUUUUGGGUAUCUGUACUUUACUAUUUAUAUUUUUUUGAAUACUUUUACUUCACUACAUUCAGAAAAAAAAAUAUGUACUUUUUACUCCAUACAUUUUCCCUGACACCCAAAAGUACUCGUUACAUUUUGAAUGUUUAGCAGGACAGGAAAUUGAUCCAAUUCAUGCAUUUAUCAAGAGAACAUCGCUGGUCAUCCCUACUGCCUCUGAUCUGGAGGACUCAUUAAACACAAAUGCUUCGUUUGUAAAUUAUAUCUGAGUGAUGGAGUGUGCCCCUGGCUAUCCUUAAAUAAAUAAAUAAAAAUAAGAACUGUACUGUCUGAUUUUCUUAAUAUAAGGAAUUUGAAAUGAUUUAUACUUUUACUUUUGAUACUUAAGUAUAUUUUAGCAAUUACAUUUACUUCUACUCAAUUAGUAUUUAUCUGGGUGACUUUGAACAAGUAUGACAAUUGGGUACUUUUUCCACAACUGCCUACUUCAUCUGUCAACAUAUCCUCAAGGGGUUCUUUAUCUUUAUUGUUCUGGUGUCAGUUUUUCUUCUGCCACCCAGUUAUAUGUGAUGGGCUUUUACCUCCAUUCUGCCUAAUGGGUCUCCCCUCAUCUAUCAGUACUAAACUACAUCAUAUUUUUAGGAGAGGUGUUUUUGGACGUGCUCUGGGAAUAAUUUGAAAUGUGAUUUAUUUUUUUGCAUCAUGUCAAGUUAAGUACUAGGGGAAUCACUGAGUGUCUGUCUGUCUGGGUGGUUUCAGUGUGAAGUCUGUCCAGCAGCAGGAUGCAGGGAAGUACUGGUGUGAGGUAGAGUUCCGAGGCUCGACCAUCUCUUCGGAGCCCGCCUGGAUAACAGUAGAGGGUAAAUCAAUCAAUGCAUUUAAAUCAAUAAAUGUUGUCCUCUCUGUCUGUCUCUUUCUAUCUCUCAACACAAUGGCCUUUUUUCAAUGACUUGAUAAAAUGUAUUAUCCUGAUCCCGUGGUUGUACUUUCUGAUUCUUUCUCCAGGUGUCCCCCACUUUAUACUUGAGCCCCAAGACGUAGCCACGGUCCCUGGCGUGCCAUUUAACCUGACGUGUACUGCUGUGGGUCCCCCGGGCCCGGUGGAGGUGCUGUGGUGGCUGGGAGGAGUACAGGAAGGAGACGUCACUUCCUCUCCAUCUGUACUCCAUGUUAAUGGUAAGUCUCUACCGGGCUGUUUCUCAAAAAUCUUUCCUUGAUUCCUUUCCUGAAAUCUCUUUACUUGAUUCCUUGCAUCCUCUCCUCUCACCUUCUUCUCAAAAUGCAUUGGAGGAGAAGAUCCAAGGUUCCUCCCCUCGGGCCCUCUCCUUCAAUGAGAAGGUUUUUAGGAGGUGAGGAGAGAUGAUUUGAAGAACCGAGUAGACUACGGAGACUACUGAGACUACUGAGCAGUAUCCUCUUUCUGCUUCUUCUCACCCCCCUCCUCCCCUCCCUCUCACCCCCCUCCUCCCCUCCCUCUCACCCCCCUGGCUGGUUAAAUCAAUAUUGAUAUGAUGAAUCAUAAGAAUGAGUUAGAUCAGAGUGUGUCAUUUUCACAUACUGUAAGUUAAAUAAGGUGGACUGCCGUCCAUCUGUUGUAAGAGAGCCAUUAGUCACACAGUACAUUACAAGGAAGGGAUUAUAGUUUUAUAUCAUUCUCACUGGUCGUUGAGCUCUGCCCAUGAGUUGGAAAUAGAACUGUUUGAAUGGUAGAACUAAGCCAAAGGUUAUUCUUAGUGGGUGGAAGGCUACUGAAGGGCUGUCUUGUUUACACACUCCGAUGGCUAUGCUAUGCUGACGUUUACCUGUAAAUAAACUGCUUUUUCUACAGGCACAGCACCGAAUACAGCACUGAAUGAAUGACAUGUAUUUUUUUUUAUAUAUAGAGGGGGAACCUUUGACCUCACCUGCCAUAUAAUGAUUUCCCUUAUGUGAAAGGACAAAUGUCUUGACCUGAGAUUGGAAAUGCGUUGUAAUUGGUUGAAAACACAUACAAGUGUAAAAGUUUUGUUUGAUACUUGUAGACACCAGCCAGUCUUCUGUCACAUCCCACAAAAGUGGAUUGACUGGAUGUUUCAUUAGUUGUCUGUUUCAUUCCGUUCUCAUGAUAUGCAAGCUUUUCAUCGUAGUGUCUCUCCUCCUUCAUUUCUCGUUUAUGUUGAGCUGGUUCGGUUUCAGUAAUAAGGAGCCUCCUACACUCUGCCAUGUAAGCUCCCGAGUUUGAGCUCCCGAGUGGCGCAGUGGUCUAAGGCACUGCAUCGUAGUGCUAGCUGUGCCACUAGAGAUCCUGGUUCGAAUCCAGGCUCUGUCGUAGCCGGCCGUGACCGGGAGACCCACGGGGCGGCGCACAAUUGGCCCAGCGUCGUCCAGGGUAGGGGAGGGAAUGGCCGGCAGGGAUGUAGCUCAGUUGGUAGAGCAUGGCGUUUGCAACGCCAGGGUUGUGGGUUUGAUUCCCACGGGGGGCCAGUAUGAAAAAUAAAAAAUAAAUGUAUGCAGUCACUAACUGUAAGUCACUCUGGAUAAGAGCGUCUGCUAAAUGACUACAAUGUAACUGGACCUGCCUGGCCCUUCCUCUACUGUUAGACUGCAGUGGGUCUCAUUCAUCUCAAUCAACACUGUUGACCAGAACCUCUCAGUAUAAGCCUGUGUCCCAAAUGGAAUCCUAUUCCCAAUGUAGUGCACUACUUUUGACCAGGGCACUAUAUAGGGAAAAGGGGUGCCAUUUGGGCAUAUACAAAUACUUUGCUGCUGAGUGCCAACCUAGAGUCAGGAAUGCAGCAGCCAUAUACUCCACUUAACAGGCGUUGAUGUUUUCCUAUUUGACUCCCAGAGACUGAUGUUUCCCUGGAAUGUGAGAGUAAUCAGAAACGUUUCAGCCCAGCUGAUGAUUCUCAGUUAUGACUCUGACUCUUUUGUGAUUGUCAGUCAGUUAAUGAUUAACCAGGCAGUAUCCCUCAGUGCCUGGUAGUAAUCACUGUACAGUACACACACACACACACACACACACACACAAACACGCCUUCCUGUAAACAUAUUUGUCAUGAAGGAUUAGCUUAAGGACAUUUAUUUAAUGGAGGGAUACAACAGGCUUAUCAAAACAGUCUAGUUUAGGAGUUAUUCAUUGUGCUGGCCUUGUUUCCUUGUGUAGUUUCAGUAGCUGGUUUGUUCAAAUUGGUAGUGCCAAAAUCUCUUUGAUCCUUAUGAGCGAAGUCUACUACAAACUCUCACAGCACUUCAUAUACAGUACUCCACUGUGGUAUGCAUUGCCUACUGUCCACAGUGUGUGAGAAUUGCUCAUUUACAUUGGAGAAAGACUGUUGGUCAGGCAUGGUUGCAGGGGCCUGGUUUAACUCUCUCUGUUGGCAUCAACUGGCAGCUUACCUUUAAAGGGCUCUGGCAUGCUGUUGAGUACAUCACAUCAUGAGUACAUCAUGUCUCCCUCCUCUGUUCCCUGUCCCUGUAGGUGUGAAUAACAGCAUCAAGUUCUACUGUGAAGCCAAGAAUGCCAGAGGUAUCUCAGUAUCGCGAACAGGCACUGUGCACAUUAAAGGUGAGAAAUUCAUGAAUAAUCAAUGCUGUCAUGAAUGUGACUAAGUCAUUUUUCAGAUUAGAACAUGCUGCCUGAUGAAGACCGGUUAGUCAAUGCACAUUGCAGUAUGCUGCUGUAAUUUAGCUAGGCUUAUCUGCUCCUAGUCCAGCUUCUGUUCAGAGUUGGAUGUUUGUAAAUCUAAAACCCUGUCCUUUCAUUGACUGCAGUCCUCCCAGCAGCCCCUAAAGGUGUGCAGGUGGUCCAUGUGGUGGAGAACAACGUCACACUGGCCUGGAGCCCUGGCUUCACUGGACACUCUGACCUGUCUGCCUGCACCAUCCAGGUACAGUAACUAAGACUGAACCAACACGACUGAGAUGUCCUGUGUCCGUACUAAAUUCAUAUAACAAAGAACCCCCUGACCUAAUUCUUACAUUUAGAUUUUCAAUAAAGCAACCAUAAUAUGCAGUGGAUAAAUUAGUUACUUAUUAUUAUGUGAUGUGGUGGUUGUUGUCAGUGCUAUUUUAAGAUGGGAGUGACAACCAUCAGAAUUCCAUUAAAGCCUUGGAUGAAUGUUUGGCCUGAGAUAAUAUAAACCACAUACCCAUUCUUUUAAAAUGAAAGACACCCUGAGUAUUUAGACCUCAGUUUCAAUAUUGGAAUGAAAGAAUUUGGCAAUGGAAACAUGACAAUUUAAAGGGAUACUUAGAGAUUUAGGGAAUGAGGCCCUUUAUCUACUUCAAAUCAAAUGUUAUUUGUCACAUGCGCCGAAUACAACCGGUGUAGACCUUACAGUGAAAUGUUUACUUACAAGCGCUUAACCAACAAUGCAGUUUUAAGAAAGAAUACCAAAAACAAUUCACUAAAAAAUGCAAUAUCAAAUAAUACGAAAUAAAAGUAACAUAAUUAAAGAGCAGCAGUAAAAAUAACAAUAGCGAGGUUAUAUACAGGGGGGUACCAGUACCGAUUCAAUGUGCGGGGGCACCGGUCAGUCGAGGUAAUUGAGGUACUAUGUACAUGUCGGUAGAGUUAUUAAAGUUACUAUGCAUAGAUAAUAAACAGAGAGUAGCAGCAGCGUAAAAGAGGGGUGGGGGGAGCAAUGCAAAUAGUCUUGGUAGCCAUUUGAUUAGAUGUUCAGGAGUCUUAUGGCUUGGGGGUAGAAGCUGUUUAGAAGCCUCUUGGACCUAGACAUUGCGCUCCGGUACCGCUUGCCGUGCGGUAGCAGAGAGAACAGUCUAUGACUAGGGUGGCUGGAGUCGUUGACAAUUUUUAGGGCCUUCCUCUGACACCACCUGGUAUAGAGGUCCUGGAUGGCAGGAAGCUUGGCCCCAGUGAUGUACUGGGCCGUACGCACUACCCUCUGUAGUGCCUUGCGGUCAGAGGCCGAGCAGUUGCCAUACCAGGCAGUGAUGCAACCAGUCAGGAUGCUUUUGAUGGUGCAGCUGUAUAACCUUUUGAGGAUCUGAGGACCCAUGCCAAAUCUUUUCAGUCUCCUUAGGGGAAAUAGGUUUUGUCGUGCCCUCUUCACAACUGUCUUGGUGUGCUUGGACCAUGUUAGUUUGUUGGUGAUGUGGACGCCAAGGAACUUGAAGCGCUCAACCUGCUCCAUUACAGCCCCGUCGAUGAGAAUGGGGGCGUGCUCGGUCCUCUUCUUUUUCCUGUAGUCCACAAUCAUCUCCUUUGUCUUGAUCACGUUGAGGGAGAGGUUGUUGUCCUGGCACCACACGGCCAGGUCUCUGACCUCCUCCCUAUAGGCUGUCUCGUCGUUGUCGGUGAUUAGGCCUACCACUGUUGUGUCAUCGGCAAACUUAAUGAUGGUGUUGGAGUCGUGCUUGGCCAUGCAGUCAUGGGUGAACAGGGAGUACAGGAGGGGACUGAGCACGCACCCCUGAGGGGCCCCCGUGUUGAGGAUCAGCGUGGCGGAUGUGUUGUUACCUACCCUUACCACCUGGGGGCGGCCCGUCAGGACGUCCAGGAUCCAGUUGCAGAGGGAGGUGUUUAGUCCCAGGGUCCUUAGCUUAGUGAUGAGCUUUGAGGGCACUAUGGUGUUGAACGCUGAGCUGUAGUCAAUGAAUAGCAUUCUCACAUAGGUGUUCCUUUUGUCCAGGUGUGAAAGGGCAGUGUGGAGCGCAAUAGAGAUUGCAUCAUCUGUGGAUCUGUUGGGGCGGUAUGCAAAUUGGAGUGAGUCUAGGGUUUCUGGGAUAAUGGUGUUAAUGUGAGCCAUGACCAGCCUUUCAAAGCACUUCAUGGCUACAGACGUGAGUGCUACGGGUCGUUAGUCAUUUAGGCAGGUUACCUUAGUGUUCUUGGGCACAGGGACUAUGGUGGUCUGCUUGAAACAUGUUGGUAUUACAGACUCAGACAGGGAGAGGUUGAAAAUGUCAGUGAAGACACUUGCCAGUUGGUCAGCGCAUGCUCGGAGUACACGUCCUGGUAAUCCGUCUGGCCCUGCGGCCUUGUGACUGUUGACCUGUUUAAAGGUUUUACUCACAUCGGCUACGGUCAUUCGGAACACAAAUGAUCACACAGUCAUUCGGAACAGCUGAUGCUCUCAUGCAUGUUUCAGUGUUAUUUGCCUCGAAGCGAGCAUAGAAGUAAUUUAGCUCGUCUGUUAGGCUCGUGUCACUGAACAUAUUCCAGUCUGCGCUAGCAAAACAGUCCUGUAGCUUAGCAUCUGCUUCAUCUGACCACUUCUUUAUUGACCGAGUCAAUGAACUCCUGGAUACCAUUUUUAUGUCCAGUAUGAAGGAAGUAGAGGUAGUUUUGCGAGCUAAUUCUAAACUACCUCUAACUUCCUUCAUACUGGACAACGAGACAUAAAAAUGGUAUCCACAAGUUCAUCUGACUCUGGGGAAGUAGAUAAAGGGCAUCAUUGCCAACAUCCCGAAGUAUCCCUUUAACCUUAAUGAUAAGAUAGAGGAAAUAUCACACAUUUAUCCUAUAACCUUUCCCUCAUGGGAUGUUUUCCUUCAUUCAAACCUUUUGCAGAUGUCUAAGAACUCUGGGAGGAAGGUGGAACUUCUAGACCAGCGUGUGAAGGUUCCGCCGUUCCAACAGAUCCUCAGUGGGCUGAGCUUCUACUCCAACUACAGUGUUAGAGUGUGCUGUGACAAUGAGGUGGGGACAUCCCCGUUCUCUGGCUGGCUGGACUUUCAGACACCAGAAGCAGGUGUGCAUCCAGUCACUAGAAUAGAUUAUGACAUAUCUGGAAUAGAUUAUGACAUAUCUGGGGCUGAACAAAAGACCAGGGAUGAGUUCCAAAUGGCACCCUAUUCCUAUGGGCCCUGGUCAAAAGUAGUGCACUAUAAAGGGAAUAGGGUGCCAUUUGGGACUCAACCCUGGCCUUUUGUUCAUCAACAGUUUUUUGUUGUUGUCAUUUUCUACCAACUGCACUCACAUCACCAGCUGGACAUCAAAAGCAUGUCACAAUGGGAACAUAAUGAUUCUCAGUGUUUGUGGCCGGCUGUGCCUCACAGCCCCACGGACGACCUUUCAAAGUUGUUACUCUGUCAAAGUAACAUCAAACAUUUAGAGGUGGUUACACGGACACAGAUUAACCCUAAUACUGGACAAAAAUAAUAAUUUCAGAUGGAGAUUCUCCAUUGAGUUGUCUUAGUCAAGGACUAGCAUUAGCCUAAUCUUUGUCUGGGAAAGCACCCCUUAAUGUUCAUAUAGGAUACGGUAUAAGUUCAUAAGUUGAUAUGCAGUUUUAAAUGGGUUGUUAAGAUAAGUGGUACAGGCGGCUGAGUUUAGAGUUGAUCAUGGAAGCUAGUCUGAGGGGAGCAGUGCAGCGGGGGUUUCUGGUGGCGACCUUGUUUGUAUGUUUGUAAACUGGCACUGCUGGACACAGGCCAGUGGAUUCCAGUCCCACUUGUACAAUGAACCAUUGUGCAUGCCCUCAAUCCAUAUCAAUGUGCUGCAGUGCUGAACUAAACCCUGUUGUCUCAGUGUCGACACACGCUGGUCAGGGAGGCCACUGCAGGGAUGACUGGGGUCUCAUUUUAGGGGGAACUGAAGCCGGUCUCAAUUUGCUUCGGGAUUAUCUACUUCCCCAGAGUCAGAUGAACUUGUGGAUACCAUUUUUAUGUAUGUGUGUGCAGUAUGAAGGAAGUUACAAGUAGUUUUGCAAGCUAUUACUAACUAGCAAUAGCGCAAUGACUGUAAGUCUAUGGUUAUCUACUAGAAUGCUAGCAGAUACCCAUAGACUUAGUCAUUGCGCUAAUGCUAGUUAGCAUUGGCUCGUGAAACUACAUCUAACUUCCUUCAUACUGGACACAGAGACAUAACAUUUUUAUCCACGAGUUCAUCUGACUCUGCCAGAAGUAGACAAAUGGUCUCAUUGCCAAAAUCCAGAAGUAUACCUUUAAUCUUGGCCCUUUCCCUUAUAUCAGAUUCAGAUCAGAUUCAGAGUGUUUAAUAGUCACAUGUACAGGGUUGCAGGUGUGAUUGCGUAGUACAGUGAAAAUCUUAGGCUCCAACAUGAAGGACUAAGUGAAAUACAAUAAUGAAAAUGGUAAUAAAAAAAACUACAAUAUAAAUAGAACUAUAUACAUCAUAACUGUAGCAGUGAUUAAUAAAUACAUUUCCAUAUGUUAGCAGAUGUGGAAGCAAUAUGGUGGAAGUUCCACCACAACACUGCUUAUACCUAUCCAGACCCUUCAGAUCUGUUAACUUUGUUAGGACCAAGGGAGAGGGUUUGGGAGAGAUGACAGCAUGGACAUAUACAAUGGCAACCCCUUAUUGUUCUUUGAUGAAAUGUAAAAUGUUGUCAUGACACUGUCCCUGUGUCUUCUUUCUUCCUAGUGCCCUCUGCUGCCCCCCGGAACCUGACCUUUGAACUAACUGAGCAGCAGCUGUCCCUGAACUGGGCGACCUUGGACGACGAGGAGCUGCAUGGGAAACUGAUGGCCUACAAAGUCCAGUGGAACCUGGGAGGAGAGGGACAGGUUCAGACCCAUACACCUGUACACACUGGAGAAAUCUAGCAUACACCUCAGAUGGUAGCAAAGCUGCAGGAAGAAAAUAAACUGAAGAAAAUAGUGUCUGGCUGUGCUGCACACUUAGAGCAAUGCACAUUUCAGUAAUUUAAUAUGCCAAGCUCUCAGUCACAGUAGACCUUGGUCAGUGGAGCAUACAAUAACCACAGCCAGCCGACACCAGUCUUGAGCUGCUGUCAACGAUCUACUACUUCUUUUUAAUUACAAUCCCUAUGUUUGUGUUAUUAUGGAAUGUGGUACAUUACAGUAUGACCUAAAUGAUGACGUUCACAAUCCUAUGGUCAUAACAGAAGUUGUGUUGUCAUACCAGGGAUUUAUAGGUUGCUAUGGUCAUACCAGGGAUUUAUAGGUUGCUAUGGUCAUACCAGACGUUUAUAAGUUGCUAUGGCCAUACUAGGGGUUUACUUGUUUUUAAUAGGGACAUUGCUAUAGAAAAUGGGUCAAAGUAUUUUUACUCUCCUUUCUAUGACUCCCAAUCUGGCAGGUGUUCAGGUGAAAUAUCUAAGCCCGUUGAGCUCGCUACAUGUGUUCUGGUUUGGUUUUCUUGUCCACUAGAAUUGUAUAAUGACCAUACAGUGCCUCCAGGAAGUAUUCACACACUUUUUCCACAUUUUGUUGUGUUACAGCCUGAAUUUAAAAUGGAUUAAAUUGAAAUGUGUUGUCACUGGCCUGGACACACAAUACCCGAUAAUGUCAAAGUGGAAAUACGUUUUUUAAAAUGUAUUUCUUUACAAAUUAAUUAAAAAUAAAGCUGAAAUGUCUUGAGUCAACAAGUAUUCAACCCCUUUGUUAUGGCAAACCUAAAUAAGUUCAGGAGUAAACAUUUGCUUAACAAGUCACAUAAGUUGCAUGAACUCACUGAGCACAAUAAUAGUGUUUAACAUUAUUUUUGAAUGACUACCUCAUCUCUGUACCCCAUACACAAUUACCACAAAGACCAGGGAGAAGGGCGCCUAUUGGUAGAUAGAAAAUAAUAAUAUACAAAAUUAAUAAAAGAAGGCAUUGAAUUAUCCCUAUGAGCAUGGUGAAGUUAUUAAUUACACUUUGGAUGGUGUAUCAAUAGACCCAGUCACUACAAAGAUACAAGCGUCCUUCCUAACUCAUUUGUCGGAGAGGAAGGAAACCACUCAGAGAUUUUACCAUGAGGCCAAUGGUGACUUUAAAACAGUUAAAGAGUUUAAUGGCUGUGAUAGGAGAAAACUUAGGAUUGACCAACAACAUUAUAGUUACUCCACAAUACUAACCUAAUUUACAGAGUGAAAAGAAGGAAGCCUGUACAAUCUUCCAAAACAUGCAUCCUGUUUGCAACAAGGCAUUAAAGUAAUACUGCAAAAAAAUUUGGCAAAGCAAUGUACUUUUUCUCCUGAAUACAAAGUGUUGUAUUUGGGGCAAAUCCAAUGCAACAUAUUACUGAGUACCACUCCAUAUUUUCAAGCAUAGUGGUGGCUGCAUCAUGUUAUGGGUAUGAUUGUAAUCGUUAAGGACUGGGGAGUUUUUCAGGAUAAAAAAAUAAACGUAAUGGAGCUAAGCACAGGCACAAUCCUAGAGGGAAACCUGGUUCAGUCUGCUUUACACCAGACACUGGGAGAUGAAUUCACCUUUCAGCAGGACAAUAACCUAAAACACAAGGCCAAAUUUACACUGGAGUUGCUUACAAAGAAGACGGUGAAUGUUCCUGAGUUGCCGAGUUACAGUUUUGAUUUAAAUCUACUUGACAAUAUAUGGAAAGACCUGCAAAUGUUUGUCUAGCAAUGAUCAACAACCAAUUUGACAGAGCUUGAAGAAUUUUUAAUGAAUAAUGUGCAAAUGUUGCACAAUCCAGGUGUGGAAAGCUCUUAGAGACUUACCCAGAAAGACUCUGGACAGCUGUAAUCGCUGCCAAAGGUGCUUCUACAAAGUAUUGACUCAGGGGUGUGAACACUUAUGUAAAUUAGAUAUUUCUGUAUUUCAUUUUCAAUACAUUGCAAAAUAUUCUACAAAUAUGUUUGCACAUUGUCAUUAUGGAGAAUUGUGUGUAGAUGAGUGAGAAAAUCUAUGUAAUCCAUUUUGAAUUCAGGCUGUAACACAACAACAUGUGGAAUAAGUCCAGGGGUAUGAAUACUUUUUGAAAGCACUAUAUAAGGAUUAACUCAAAAGGUAAAACAGCAAGAUCUAAAGUUAUGAGACUUCAGUGACACAGUGCCCUUAACAAAGAUCAUGAGCUUUUAUGUUGAUGAAACUGUAACACCAAAUUAAUGUACCAAAUGUAUUGAAGUCCUCUUGCAUGGCCUUAAAUGUCAUCUUCUCUCAUGAUGGAGAGAAGGUCACAUUCAUAUUUUGUUCCUGUGGUGCCAAAGAAAAGUAUCCCAAAGUAUUUCUUUCUCAGUAUUCAGCAGUUCCAAAGCAUAAUGUGUGUCUCUGUGAAAAAAACGGCAGCACUUAAUUGGAUCUAAUUUGUAAUGGAAGCUUUGUUUUAAGUUUCUUAGACUCAAAACAACAUGUCAUAAUAGACCACAAACUGACAUACAUUUGUUGUGUUCCAGGAGGCGUUGCUCUUUAAAGAGAACAUGGCCCACCUGUCUGGUGGAGGUCGUUUCUUCAACGCCACCUUCCAGGUGUCGGCGUGUACAGUGGCUGGCUGUGGGCCCUGGAGCCAUCCUGUACUGGUCAUGCCCGCCUCAGGUCAGUGAGCCCUUAUGUCACUCAGCCACUAUCCACUAUUAGUCCCUCUGUCACGCUGGCUGUGUCUACACUUGACACUUGCAUGCGACUUAUGCUAUCAGAAUACGAAGAUCGCAUUGAAAAGACAAACGAGACGUAUUGUGGUUGGAUUGUGUUCAGAUCUGGCUGACCACUUCAGGUGGUCAGGGACGCAUUGUGGUUGGAUUGUGUUCAGAUCUGGCUGACCACUUCAGGUGGUCAGGGAUGCAUUGUGGUUGGAUUGUGUUCAGAUCUGGCUGACCACUUCAGGUGGUCAGGGACGCAUUGUGGUUGGAUUGUGUUCAGAUCUGGCUGACCACUUCAGGUGGUCAGGGACGCAUUGUGGUUGGAUUGUGUUCAGAUCUGGCUGACCACUUCAGGUGGUCAGGGACGCAUUGUGGUUGGAUUGUGUUCAGAUCUGGCUGACCACUUCAGGUGGUCAGGGACGCAUUGUGGUUGGAUUGUGUUCAGAUCUGGCUGACCACUUCAGGUGGUCAGGGACGCAUUGUGGUUGGAUUGUGUUCAGAUCUGGCUGACCACUUCAGGUGGUCAGGGACGCAUUGUGGUUGGAUUGUGUUCAGAUCUGGCUGACCACUUCAGGUGGUCAGGGAUGCAUUGCGGGUGGAUUUCUCCUCAGUCUGGACGCAAUUAGGCUACAUAAAGUGCACACAGUGGGAAAUGUCAUCAGCACUUUGCCAACACAAGUCUCCAGAAAACGUGUGUUUUGGAAGCGAGAGGCGCCAUUUUUUAAUUAAACGUUGGAAGAAAUACAUUCUUAGCAUGUGAGCAACGUGUUUGCUGGCUUCAUAAUUGCUAGCUAGCUUAUUAGGAAAACUAUUUUUUGUUUGGCUAGAGUUAUGCUAACCUGUAUGCAAUCCCUUUAGCUUUGCUGGCUGGCUGGCUACAGAGGUUAGUUGGCUAGUUAGCUAUAGUAGUUAGCUACUGCCAUCAAGUUGUUGUUAUGUUAUCAGAUUUAGCCUUUUCCACUGUUUGCAGAAUGCAUACUGGCAUUUCAAUAUAACCCGGGAAAAGGGAAUCCGGACACAAUGUGGACACAUUUAAAUGUAGGUGUAGACGUAUGCCGUGUUCGGAAUUCCAUGAUCAGAACUCCAUGAUCAGAAUACAAAAGCUGAAUGAACUGUCGAGUCUAAACACGGCCUCUGUCACUAUCCACUAUUAGUCCCUCUGCCACUAUCCACUAUUAGUCCCUCUGUCACUAUCCACUAUUAGUCCCUCUGCCACUAUCCACUAUUAGUCCCUCUGCCACUAUCCACUAUUAGUCCCUCUGCCACUAUCCACUAUUAGUCCCUCUGUCACUAUCCACUAUUAGUCCCUCUGCCACUAUCCACUAUUAGUCCCUCUGCCACUAUCCACUAUUAGUCCCUCUGCCACUAUCCACUAUUAGUCCCUCUGUCACUAUUAGUCUCUGUCACUAUCCACUUAUUAGUCCAUCUGUCACUAUUAGUCCCUGUCACUAUCCACCAUUAGUCCCUCUGUCAUGCUAGCCCUGUCCCUAUCCAUCUAGUAGUCUAGUUGUUUUGAAACCUAUGCUCCAAAUUUGAAGGUAAAGCCAGUUUGUUAUACUGUGUGUGUGUGUGCUUGUGUUUGCAUGUUCCACAAAGCAGUGGGAGGCCAGACUCAGAGAGGCCAUAUGUGGGUGGGUCUGUUGCUGGGCCUGCUGGUGGCCACCAUGGUAGGGCUUCUCCUGACAGUCCUAGUACACCGCAGAGGGAAGGAAACACAGUUUGGGUAGGCUAUGAUUGUCUCUCUCACUACUAGAAUACAGCAAAAAGAUUUGUCUAGACUUUAUAUUUUUUGGUGAGAAUGAUUUAUAUGGGCUGAAAGCAGCGCCCCACCCCCUUCACAUGUAGGGAUUCCCUGUUUUAGGGACAGCUUUGCACACUCUUGGCAUUCUCUCAACCAGCUUCAUGAGGUAGUCACCUGGAAUGCAUUUCAAUCAAUUCCUUGUUAAAAGUUAAUUUGUGGAAUUUCUUUCCUUCUUAAUGCAUUUGAGCCAAUCAGUUGUGUUGUGACAAGGUGGGUGGGGGGGUGGGGGGUAUACAGAAGAUACAGUAGCCCUAUUUGGUAAAAGACCAAGUCCAUAUUAUGGCAAGAACAGCUCAAAUAAGCAAAGAGAAACGACAGUCCAUCAUUACUUAAGACAUGAAGGUCAGUCAAUCCGGAACAUUUCAAGAACUUUGAAAGUUUCUUCAAGUGCUAUGAUGAAACUGGCUCUCAUGAGGAUCGCCACAGGAAUGGAAGACCCAGAGUUACCUCUGCUGGAUAAGUUCAUUAGAGUUACCAGCCUCAGAAAUUGCAGCCCAAAUAAAUGCUUCACAGAGUUCAAGUAACAGACACAUCUCAACAUCAACUGUUCAAAGGUGACUGUGUGAAUCAGGCCUUCAUGGUCGAAUUGCUGCAAAGAAACCACUUCUAAAGGACACCAAUAAGAAGAAGACUUUCUUGGGCCAAGAAACACGAGCAAUGGACAUUAGACCGGUGGAAAUUUGUCCUUUGGUCUGGAGUCCAAAUUAGAGAUUUUUGGUUCCAACCGCCGUAUCUUUGUGAGACGCGGUGUGGGUGAACGGAUGAUCUCCGCAUGUGUAUUUCCCACCGUAAAGCAUGGAGGAGGAGGUGUUAUGGUGUGGGGGUGCUUUGCUGGUGACAUUGUCUGAUUUAUUUAGAAUUCAAGGCACAAUUAACCAGCAUGGCUAACACAGCAUUCUGCAGUGAUACGCCAUCCCAUCUGGUUUGGGCUUAGUGGGACUAUCAUUUGUUUUGCAACAGGACAAUGACCCAACACACCUCCAGGCUGUGUAAGGGCUAUUUUACCAAGAAGGAGAGUGAUGGAGUCCUGCAUCAGAUGACCGGGCCUCCACAAUCCCCCGACCUCAACCAAAUUGAGAUCGUUUGGGAUGAGUCGGACAGCAGAGUGAAGGAAAAGCAGCCAGCAAGUGCUCAGCACAUGUGGAAACUCCUUCAAGACUGUUGGAAAAGCAUUCCAGGUGAAGCUGGUUGAGAGAAUGCCAAGCGUGUGCAAAGCUGUCAUCAAGGGAAAGGGUGGCUAUUUGAAGAAUCUCAAAAAUAAAAUAUAUUUUUAUUUGUUUAACACUUUUUGGGUUACUACAUGAUUCCACAUGUGUUAUUUCAUAGUUUAUGCCUUCACUAUUAUUCUACAAUGUAGAAAAUAGUAAAAAUAAAGAAAAACCCUUGAAUGAGUAGGUGUUCUAAAACUUUUGACCGGUAGUGUAUAGGCAGUUUUUCAGCAGUAUAUACCAGAAUCAGAGGCAUUGUUUGAAUACUUUGACAGCAUCCUUCCUCACUUCUUUCUUCCCUUCCUUGAAGUGGUCACUGAGCUGACAUGAUUGGAUAAGGAAAAACAAGUUUUCCACUAGAUUCCCUUCAACAAUGUGUUGGUCUGAUCAGUGGAUUACCUCUAGGAAGGGAGGAAGGAUUCGUUUUAGAAGUAUUUGAACACAGGGCAAUGUAUCUGCAAGGUUACAACACCAACGUAAAGUUGGGAUAAGCUGGCUCUGCUUGUCCUUGCAGGUCUGUGUUCAAGCACCUACAUUUCCCUCAUCCAAUCAUUUCAGAUGAGUUCAGUGAUACUUCAACGAAAGAAGAGAGGAAGGAUGCAGUCAUAAAGUAUUCAAACAAGGCCUCUGAUUGUGGUAGAUGCUGCUGACAGUAGGCCUAUGCAGUAUGUGACUCCAGGGCUCUGAUUGUCCUUGCAGGUCUGUGUUCAAGCCCCCGGGGACUGAGAGCACGGUCUCCUUCACUGCAGUCAGGUCAUUCAACAGGACCUGCCCUGAGCUCCCAGAAUCCACGUGUAAGUAAAGUCAGUCAUGUUUGGCUCGUAGCCUCCACAAAUAAAGGUGCCUCUAUUGACACAUAGGGCACAAGCACUACAGUACGGUUGCGUCCCAGAUGGCACAAUAUUCCCUAUAUAGUGCACUGCUUUUGACCAGAGCCCUUUGGGCCCUGUUAAAAAAAAGGUGCACUACAUAGGGAAAAAGGUGCCUCUAUUGACACGUACUGUAGUGGACCUGGGUGGUGAAUAAUGAAUUGUAUCUCUGUCUUCCACCAGUGGACAGCUUGGGUAUCAACGACGAUCUGAAGGCCAAGCUUCAAGACGUCCUGAUCCCAGAAAGGCUACUGACCCUUGGUCACAUCUUGGGAAAAGGUUGGUGGGACAUCCUCUGUUGAUUUCACAUAGCUGUGCACAACAGAUAAAGUAAAUUUAGAUAGAAAGCCUUUACAAUGUAUUGUUUGAUAAUAAUAAUAAUAAUAAUAAUAUGACAUUUAGCAGACGCUUUUAUCCAAAGCGACUUACAGUCAUGCGUGCAUACAUUUUUGUGUAUGGGUGGUCCCGGGGAUCGAACCCACUACCUUGGCGUUACAAGCGCCGUGCUCUACCAGCUGAGCUACAGAGGUGCUGCAAUGUGCAAAAUCAAAUCAGUUUAUUGGUCGCAUACACAGAUUUGCAGAUGUUAUUGCAGGUGCAGCGAAAUGCUUGUGAUUUCUAGCUCCAACAGUGCAGUAAUAUCUAGCAAUACAGAACAAUACAAACAUAUUGAAAAAAUUAAGAAAUCAGAACGUGCAAUGAAUGACAAGCUUUGUGUACUAUACAAAAUACGACCUGUAUGUAUAGAGCCAUAAACAAGACAAUGCUCACCCAGAGGCGGCGCUCCUAGUGGCCGGUGACUUUAAUGCAGGAAAACUGAAAUCUGUUUUACCCAAUUUCUACCAGCAUGUCACAUGUGCAACUAGAGGGGGAAAAAAUCUAGAUCACCUUUACUUCACACAAAGAGAUGCAUACAGAGCUCUCACUCGCCCUCCAUUUGGCAAAUUUGACCAUAACGCUAUCCUCCUGGUUCCUACUUACAGCUGGUAGAGCACGGCGCUUGUAACGCCAAGGUAGUGGGUUCGAUCCCCGGGACCACACAUACACAAAAAAUGUAUGCACGCAUGACUGUAAGUCGCUUUGGAUAAAAGCGUCUGCUAAAUGGCAUAUUAUUAUUAUUAUUAUUAUUAUUAAAAACUCAAACAGGAAGUACCAAAAGUGGUCCGAUGAAGUGGAUGCUAAGCUACAGGACUGUUUUACUUGCACAGACUGGAAUAUGUUCUGGGAUUAAUCUGAUGGCAUUGAGUAGUUUACCACAUCAGGCUUCAUUAAUAAGUGCAUCGACGUCGUCGUCCGCACAGUGACCGUACGUACGUACAUAACCCAACCAGAAGCCAUGGAUUACAGGCAACAUCUGCACUGAGCUAAAGGCUAAAGCUGCCGCUUUCAAGGACCGGGACUCUAACCUAGACGAUUAUAAGAAAUCCCACUACACCCUCUGACGAACCAUCAAACAGGCAAAGCAUCAAUACAGGAGUAAGACCUAAUCCUACUACACCGGCUCUGACGCUCGUCGGAUGUAGCAGGGCUUGCAAACUAUCACGGAUUACAAAGUGAAACACAGCCGCAAGCUGUCAAGUUACGCGAGCCUACCAGACGAGAUAAAUACCUUCUAUGUACGCGUCGAGACUAGGAACACUGAACUAUGCAUGAGUACCAGCUGUUCCAUGUGACUGUGUGAUCGCUCUCUCCGUAGCCGAUGUAAGACCUUUAAACAGGUUAACAUUCACAAGGCUGCAGGGCCAGCCGGAUUACCAGGACGCGUACUCAGAGCAUGCGCUGACCAACUGGCAAGCGUCUUCACUGACAUUUUCAACCUCUCCCUGACCGUCUGUGAUACCUACAUGUUUCAAGCAGACCACCAUAGUCCCUGUGCUCAAGAAUGCCAAGGUAGCCUGUCUAAAUGACUAUCGCCCCAUAGCACUCACAUCUGUAGCCAUGAAAUGCUUUGAAAUGCUGGUCAUGGCUCACAUCAACACCAUCAUCCCAGACACCCUCGACCCACUCCAAUUCGCAUGCCACCCCCAACAGAUCCACAGAUGACGUAAUCUCUAUUGCACUCCACACUGCCCUUUCUCGCCUGGACAAAAGGAACACCUACGUGAGAAUGCUGUUCAUUGACUACAGCUCAGCGUUCAAGCUCUAAGCUAAGGACCCUAGGAUUAAACACUUCCCUCUGCAACUGGAUCCUGGACUUCCUGAUGGGCCGCCCCCAGGUGGUGAGGGUCUGCAACAACACAUCCAUCACGCUGACCCUAAACACAGGGGACCCUCAGGGGUGCAUGCUUAGUCCCCUCCUGUACUUCCUGUACACCACGACUGCAGAUGAGACGAUGGUGGUAGGCCUGAUCACCGACGACGAUGAGACAGCCUACAGAGGGAGGGGGUCAGAGACCUGGCAGUAUGGUACCAGGACAACAACCUCUCCCUCAAUGUCAGCAAGACAAAGGAGCUGAUCGUGGACUACAGGAAAAGGAGGGCAGAGCACACCCCGAUCCACAUCGACGGGCUGUUGUGGAACAGGUCGAGAGCUUCAAGUUCCUCAGUGUCCACAUCACUAAGGAACUAUCAUGGUCCACACACAUCAACUGUAAGUGAGGACUUGGUGGACUGUAUAUUCUUUAGGUUAGGUGUUCUCUCCCGUGUGCUGGUAAGGGCACAGAUGACAGACAGGUAUGAUUCCAGUUGAGGUGGUUUAAUAAGGGCACAGAUGACAGACAGGUAGGAUUCCAGUUGAGGUGGUUUAAUAAGGGCACAGAUGACAGACAGGUAGGAUUCCAGUUGAGGUGGUUUAAUAAGGGCACAGAUGACAGACAGGUAGGAUUCCAGUUGAGGUGGUUUAAUAAGGGCACAGAUGACAGACAGGUAGGAUUCCAGUUGAGGCGGUUUAAUAACACUGAAUAUGCACAGGCACGGAACAGCACUGCACAGUGUAUGUAGUAUGGAUGGGCUAAGGCACUUAGUGGUCUGGCAACUUGCUUCAACCAAAGUGUGUGUUUGUACAGUGGGGGAAAAAAGUAUUUAGUCAGCCACCAAUUGUGCAAGUUCUCCCACUUAAAAAGAUGAGAGAGGCCUGCAAUUUUCAUCAUAGGUACACGUCAACUAUGACAGACAAAUUGAGAUUUUUUUCUCUCCAGAAAAUCACAUUGUAGGAUUUUUUAUGAAUUUAUUUGCAAAUUAUGGUGGAAAAUAAGUAUUUGGUCACCUACAAACAAGCAAGAUUUCUGGCUCUCACAGACCUGUAACUUCUUCUUUAAGACGCUCCUCUGUCCUCCACUCUUUACCUGUAUUAAUGGCACCUGUUUGAACUUGUUAUCAGUAUAAAAUACACCUGUCCACAACCUCAAACAGUCACACUCCAAACUCCACUAUGGCCAAGACCAAAGAGCUGUCAAAGGACACCAGAAACAAAAUUGUAGACCUGCACCAGGCUGGGAAGACUGAAUCUGCAAUAGGUAAGCAGCUUGGUUUGAAGAAAUCAACUGUGGGAGCAAUUAUUAGGAAAUGGAAGACAUACAAGACCACUGAUAAUCUCCCUUGAUCUGGGGCUCCACGCAAGAUCUCACCCCGUGGGGUCAAAAUGAUCACAAGAACGGUGAGCAAAAAUCCCAGAACCACACGGGGGGACCUAGUGAAUGACCUGCAGAGAGCUGGGACCAAAGUAACAAAGCCUACCAUCAGUAACACACUACGCCGCCAGGGACUCAAAUCCUGCAGUGCCAGACGUGUCCCCCUGCUUAAGCCAGUACAUGUCCAGGCCCGUCUGAAGUUUGCUAGAGUGCAUUUGGAUGAUCCAGAAGAGGAUUGGGAGAAUGUCAUAUGGUCAGAUGAAACCAAAAUAUAACUUUUUGGUAAAAACUCAACUCGUCGUGUUUGGAGGACAAAGAAUGCUGAGUUGCAUCCAAAGAACACCAUACCUACUGUGAAGCAUGGGGGUGGAAACAUCAUGCUUUGGGGGCUGUUUUUCUGCAAAGGGACCAGGACGACUGAUCCGUGUAAAGGAAAGAAUGAAUGGGGCCAUGUAUCGUGAGAUUUUGAGUGAAAACCUCCUUCCAUCAGCAAGGGCAUUGAAGAUGAAACGUGGCUGGGUCUUUCAGCAUGACAAUGAUCCCAAACACACCGCCCGGGCAACGAAGGAGUGGCUUCGUAAGAAGCAUUUCAAGGUCCUGGAGUGGCCUAGCCAGUCUCCAGAUCUCCUACCCCAUAGAAAAUCUUUGGAGGGAGUUGAAAGUCUGUGUUGCCCAGCGACAGCCCCAAAACAUCACUGCUCUAGAGGAGAUCUGCAUUGAGGAAUGGGCCAAAAUACCAGCAACAGUGUGUGAAAACCUUGUGAAGACUUACAGAAAACUUGCCAACAAAGGGUAUAUAACAAAGUAUUGAGAAACUUUUGUUAUUGACCAAAUACUUAUUUUCCACCAUAAUUUGCAAAUAAAUUCAUUAAAAAUCCUACAAUGUGAUUUUCUGGAUUUUUUUUUCUCAUUUUGUCUGUCAUAGUUGACGUGUACCUAUGAUGAAAAUUACAGGCCUCUCUCAUCUUUUUAAGUGGGAGAACUUGCACAAUUGGUGGCUGACUAAAUACUUUUUUUCCCCACUGUAUGUGUGUGGUCUGCAAGUAAAGAGAGAAAUAAAGAUACAAUAGUGAAUGACAGAAUACAAUCUGCAAUUCACAUCUCUUAUAAACGAUAACAUGACUAUGAUGACUUAAUGCUAUACACGACCAUACAGCGCAAUUCAACGUGACUGUGACUGCACUAACUGAGAUCAAAGGGGUGCCGCUGCACGUGUACUACAAAGCAUAGCACCAUCAUCUUCAGUACAAGGCUACAACUGCACAAUGAAAUUGAAUACCUCUAAACAGUGAAAUACAAUGUAAUACCCAUAUAAUGAUGCACCAUUCACUUAAACAAUUACAGGGCAUAUAAACAAUGCACUGGGGGACAUUAUCCUUUACAAAUACAGGGUUAAAUGUCCGAAAUGAUAUGACAACCAAACCAGAGCUAGCCAGCUCACAAUAGCUAGCUCGCAGUAGAAACUACUAAUUAGCAUAACCAUAAAAAUGACAUUAUCGUAAGAGUGCAUCUUCAGACAUAAACACCUGAAAGAUAUGAAAUAUGUACUUAAAUAUCAACAAGGAUGCACACUGGCCUUGGCUAACACAAUGAAAGCUACCUGUUGGGAAAACGCAAGGAUCGCUGGAACUUACUCUCACUUGACUUCUCUCGAGCUGAUCUUCUCUAAGCUGGAGAUCGCUCAGCAUGCUCUGCUCCACUUCAUCUGUGGGCGGAGCUACAACUCUGACAUAAUGAACUAACAUUACUGAUAUGAUUAACUACAAAUACUUCACAGCCUUUUGUACAGCAACACAGUCGUCAAGAGGGCACGACAACACCUCUUCCCCCUCAGUAGGCUGAAAAGAUUCAGCAUGGGCCCUCAGAUCCUCAAAGUUCUACAGCUGCACAAUUGAGAGCAUCUUAACUGGCUGCAUCACCGCUUGGUAUGGCAAUGGUUUGUCAUCCGACUGCAAGGCGCUACAGAGGGUAGUGCGUACGGCCCACUACAUCACUGGGGCCGAUGCACCUAAGUCAUAGACUGUUCUCUCUGCUACCGGACGGCAAGCGGUACCGAUGCACCAAGUCUGGAACCAAUAGGACCCUGAACAGCUUCUACCCCCAAGCUAUAAGACUGCUAAAUUGUUGGUUAAAUUGUUAACCAGCUACCCGGAAUAUCAGCAUUGACCCUUUUUGCACUAACCUCUUUUGACUCAUCACAUACACUGCUGUUACUGUUUAUUAUCUAUCCCGUUGCCUAGUCACUUUAUCCCUACCUACAGUGCCUUCGGAAAGUAUUCAGACUCCUUUUUGUUAGGUUACAGCCGUAUUCUAAAAUUGAUUUUUUAAAUUUUGUUACUCAUCAAUCUACACACAAUACCCCAUAAUGACAAAGCAGAAACAGGCGUUUAGAAUUGUUUUCAAACAAAAAUGAAAUAUGACAUUUACAUAAGUACUCAGACCCUUUACUCAGUAAUUUGUUGAAUCAUCUUUGGCAGCAAUUACAGCCUUGAGUCUUCUUGGGUAUGACGCUACAAGCUUGGCACACCUGUAUUUGGGGAGUUUCUCCCAUUAUUUUCUGCAGAUCAUCUCAAACUUUGUCAGGGUGGAUGGGGAGCGUCGCUGCAAAGCUAUUUCUAGGUCUCUCCAGAGAUGUUCGAUCGGGUUCAAGUCUGGGCUCUGGCUGGGCCACUCAAGGACAUUCAGAGACUUGUCCCAAAGCCACUCCUGCAUUGUCUUGGCUGUGUGCUUAGGGUCGUUGUCCUUUUGGAAGGUGAACCUUCGCCCCAGUCUGAGGUCCUGAGCGCUCUGGAGCAGAUUUUCAUCAAGAAUCUCUCUGUACUUUGCUCUGUUAAUCUUUCCCUCGAUCCUGACUAGUCUCCCAGUCCCUGCCGCUGAAAAACAUCCCCACAGCAUGAUGCUGCCACCACCAUGCUUCACAGUAGGGAUGGUGCCAGGUUUCCUCCAGACGUGACGCUUGGCAUUCAGGCCAAAGAGUUGAAUCUUGGUUUCAUCAGACCAGAUAAUCUUGUUUCUCAUGGUCUAAGAGUCUUUAGGUGGCUUUUGGCAAACUCCAAGCGGGCUGUCAUGUGCCUUUUACUGAGGAGUGGCUUCCGUCUGGCCACUCUACCAUAAAGGCCUGAUUGGUGGAGUGCUGCAGAGAUGGUUGUCCUUCUGGAAUGUUCUCCCAUCUCCACAGAGGAACUCUGGAGCUCUGUCAGAGUGACCAUCAGGUUCUUGGUCAUCUCCCUGACCAAGGCCCUUCUCCCCCGAUUUGCCAGCAGGCCAGAAGUGGAUGAACGCAAUGCCCUCGUUUGGGUGUAGGGUCUGAUCAGAGCCUGAAGGUAAGGAGGUGCCGUUCCCCUCACAGCUCCGUAGGCAAGCACCAUGGUUUUGUAGUAGAUGCGAGCUUCAACUGGAAGCCAGUGGAGUGUGCGGAGGAGUGGGGUGACAUGAGAGAACUUGGGAAGGUUGAACACGAGACGGGCUGCAGCGUUCUGGAUAAGUUGUAGGUGUUUAAUGGCACAGGGAGGGAGCCCAGCCAACAGCGAGUUGCAGUAAUCCAGACGGGAGAUGACAAGUGCCUGGAUUAGGACCUGUGCCGCUUUCUGUGUAAGGUACGGUCGUACUCUGCGAAUGUUGUAGAGCAUGAACCUGCAGGAUCGGGUCACCGCUUUGAUGUUAGCGGAGAACGACAGGGUGUUGUCCAGGGUUAUGCCAAGGUUCUUUGCACUCUGGGAGGAGGACACAAUGGAGUUGUCAACCGUGAUGGCGAGAUCAUGGAGCGGGCAGUCCUUCCCCGGGAGGAAGAGCAGCUCUGCCUUGCCGAGGUUCAUCUUGAGGUGGUGAUCCGACAUCCACACUGAAAUGUCUGCCAGACAUGCAGAGAUGCGAUUCACAAUUAAUUGUGUGUCGUCUGCGUAGCAAUGAUAGGAGAGACCAUGUGAGGAUAUGACAGAGCCAAGUGACUUGGUGUAUAGAGAGAAUAGGAGAGGGCCUAGAACUGAGCCCUGGGGGACACCAGUGGUGAGAGCACGUGGUGCGGAGACAGAUUCUCGCCACGCCACCUGGUAGGAGCGACCUGUCAGGUAGGACGCAAUCCAAGAGUGAGCAGCGCUGGAGAUGCCAAACUCGGAGAGGGUGGAGAGGAGGAUCUGAUGGUUCACAGUAUCAAAGGCAGCAGAUAGGUCUAGAAGGAUAAGAGCCAUGACUGUGUAUUGCUAAAUAACAAGACAGACAUAAUGUCUGUAUUAUGUUUUGGAAUAUGUUGAGUUGUUUCAGGAGUAACGUGCCAGUGAUGUUUCUGUGUCUGUUUAGGGGAAUUUGGCUCAGUGCGUGAGGCCUUCCUAAAGAUGGAGGACAGCACUGUACAGAAGGUUGCAGUGAAGGUGCUAAAAAGUGAGUGAGACUUUAGACUUUAGAUUUUACUGCCUUUUAUAUAAUAAUAAUUGAUCUGAUUUAUAUAGCGCUUUUCUACCAACGUAGGUACUCAAAGAGCUUUACAUAGUAGGUGGAAACUCACCUCAUCCACCACCAAUGUGUAGCACCCACCUGGGUGAUGCACGGCAAGCAUUUUUGUGUCAGAACGCUCACCACACAUCAGCUAUCAGGUGGAGAGGUGAGGAGUGAUGUAUGCCAAUUAUGAAUGAGGGGGAUGAUUAGCUGGCCAUGAUGGAAUGGGGCCAGGUUGGGAAAUUAGCCAUGAUACCGGGGUUAACACCCCUACUCUUAUGAGUGUGUCAGUGGAUAUUACAUUGAUACACAUGAUAAUUGUACCUGUAUAAUGUGAACUAAUAAGUCCUUGGAAGUUAUGAUAAUUGUUAUGUUUUCUGUCCUUUUUACAUCAGCGGAUAUCAACUCAUCAUGUGAUAUUGAGCAGUGCCUGAAAGAGGCUGCUUACAUGAAGGACUUCCACCAUCCAAAUGUCAUCCAGCUCAUUGGUUAGUAGUAGUGAAGACACAUUUAUUUCCGCCAACUCACUUCAAUUAAAUAUAACUUUAUUUAUACCCUUAGGGGCAAUUAAGAAAGGGAUUGCCAGAUUACAAAUAAUAACAGCUUCCACAUACAGUGGGGAGAACAAGUAUUUGAUACACUGCCGAUUUUGCAGGUUUUCCUACUUACAAAGAAUGUAGAGGUCUGUAAUUUUUAUCACAGGUACACUUCAACUGUGAGAGACGGAAUCUAAAACAAAAAUCCAGAAAUCACAUUGUAUGAUUUUUAAGUAAUUAAUUUGCAUUUUAUUGCAUGACAUAAGUAUUUGAUCACCUACCAACCAGUAAGAAUUCAGUCUCUCACAGACCUGUUAGUUUUUCUUUAAGAAGCCCUCCUGUUCUCCACUCAUUACCUGUAUUAACUGCACCUGUUUGAACUCGUUACCUGUAUAAAAGACACCUGUCCACACACUCAAUCAAACAGACUCCAACCUCUCCACAAUGGCCAAGACCAGAGAGCUGUGUAAGGACAUCAGGGAUAACAUUGUAGACCUGCACAAGGCUGGGAUGGGCUACAGGGCAAAAGGCAAGCAGCUUGGUGAGAAGGCAACAACUGUUGGCGCAAUUAUUAGAAAAUGGAAGAAGUUCAAGAUGACGGUCAAUCACCCUCGGUCUGGGGCUCCAUGCAAGAUCUCACCUCGUGGGGCAUCCAUGAUCAUGAGGAAGGUGAGGGAUCAGCCCAGAACUACACGGCAGGACCUGGUCAAUGACCUGAAGAGAGCUGGGACCACAGUCUCAAAGAAAACCAUUAGUAACACACUACGCCAUCAUGGAUUAAAAUCCUGCAGCGCACGCAAGGUCCCCCUGCUCAAGCCAGCGCAUGUCCAGGCCCGUCUGAAAUUUGCCAGUGACCAUCUGGAUGAUCCAGAGGAGGAAUGGGAGAAGGUCAUGUGGUCUGAUGAGACAAAAAUAUAGCUUUUUGGUCUAAACUCCACUCGCUGUGUUUGGAGGAAGAAGAAGGAUGAAUACAACCCCAAGAACACCAUCCCAACCGUGAAGAAUGGAGGUGGAAACAUCAUUCUUUGGGGAUGCUUUUCUGCAAAGGGGACAGGACUACGGCACCGUAUUGAGGGGAGGAUGGAUGGGACCAUGUAUCGCGAGAUCUUGGCCAACAACCUCCUUCCCUCAGUAAGAGCAUUGAAGAUGGGUCGUGGCUGGGUCUUCCAGCAUGACAACGACCCGAAACACACAGCCAGGGCAACUAAGGAGUGUCUCCGUAAGAAGCAUCUCAAGGUCCUGGAGUGGCCUAGCCAGUCUCCAGACCUGAACCCAAUAGAACAUUUUGGAGGGAGCUGAAAGUCCGUAUUGUCCAGCGACAGCCCCGAAACCUGAAGGAUCUGGAGAAGGUCUGUAUGGAGGAGUGGGCCAAAAUCCCUGCUGCAGUGUGUGCAAACCUGGUCAAGACCUACAGGAAACGUAUGAUCUCUGUAAUUGCAAACAAAGGUUUCUGUACCAAAUAUUAAGUUCUGCUUUUCUGAUGUAUCAAAUACUUAUAUCAUGCAAUAAAAUGCAAAUUCAUUACUAAAAAAUCAUACAAUGUGAUUUUCUGAAUUUUUGUUUUAGAUUCCGUCUCUCACAGAUGAAGUGUACCUAUGAUAAAAAUUACAGACCUCUACAUGCUUUGUAAGUAGGAAAACCUGCAAAAUCGGCAGUGUAUCAAAUACUUGUUCUCCCCACUGUAUAAUACAACAAGAAGUAGGCUAUUUAGGAUGGGAAACUGAGUGUUUUAAGACUUGUCCAUCAAUCACUAUACUUCGACCAGGGCCAGCCCUAGCCUUUUGGGGGCCCUAAGCGAGAUUUGGCCGGGGGGUGGCCACCUCGCAGCAAAACAUUUGUCCCACCUCUUGACGCGGAGAGAAAAACAUGUUACGUUUUAAGUUAAUUACCUUCAAUUCUACACAUUUUGCUAUGGGGUGUAGAGAAAAUGUUGCAGGUUUAAAUAAAGUUUACUGCAAUUCUACAGAUUUUGCAAUGGGCAGAGAAUUUUUUUAAUUUACAUUUUAUAACGAAUUUCAUGCAAUUCUACUCAUUUUGCCAUGGGGUGCAUAUCUAAUAUGAUGUCUGAGUGAGAAUGACUCACAAAAUCAAUGGGGGCCACCUAGACGUCAGGGCCCCUGGGCGAGUGCCAUGUGUGCCCGGUCAGUAUUCGGCCAUGAUUAUUACAAGUUUAGAUAGCUGGCUAGACUACUAAUAAAAAAUAGUUAGCUGACAUGGCUAAUUGAGUGACUGUCAGUAACUGACAUAACAAGAGAAACUGCUGACGCACAACCACAUUUUGAAAUUGCACCUGGUGUAUUCUACUAUUCUUACUCUCAAAAGUGAGUUCCUAAAAAAUUAAAAGGGGGGUUGGGGUUUAGGUUGGGGGCCCCCUAGCAGCCUGGGGCCUUAAGCGACCACUUAUGUCUGGAGCCGGCCAUGGCUUCGACUGACUUGUUCUGCUGAGUUGUUGAUUGAAUAUAUUUUGGUUCUCUAGGAGUGAGUUUGCACAGACGUCUUCAGCAACGGUUGCCCAUCCCUAUGGUUAUCCUUCCCUUCAUGAAGCACGGGGAUCUUCACACCUUUCUGCUCAUGUCCCGCCUUGGAGACGAGCCCUUUGUGAGUGUCACCUAUACAUUUUAUACACACUCAGUGGCCAGUUUAAUAGGUAUACCCAUCUAGUACUGGGUCGGACCCCCUUUGCCUCCAGAACAGCCUGAAUUCUUCAGGGCAUAGAAACGUUGCUCAAUUGGUAUCAAGGGACCUAACGUGUGCCAGGAAAACAUUCCCCACACCAUUACACCACCAGCCUGUACCGUUGACAGCAGGCAGGAUGGGGCCAUGGACUCAUGCUGCUUACGCCAAAUCCUGACUCAGGAACCGAGAUUCAUCAGAUCAGGCGAUAUUUUUCCACUCCUCAAUUGUCCAGUGUUGGUGAUUGCCUUCCCACUGGAGCUGCUGCUUCUUGUUUUUAGCUGAUAGGAGUGGAACACGGUGUGGUAGUCUGCUGCAAUAGCCCAUCCGUGACAAGGAUCGACGAGUUGUGCGUUCCGAGAUGCCGUUCUGCACACCACUGUUGUACAGCGCCGUUAUUUGCCUGUUUGUGGCCCGCCUGUUAGCUUGCACGAUUCUUGCCAUUCUCCUUCGACCUCUCUCAUUAACGAGCUGUUUUCGCUCACAGGACUGCCGCUGACGGGAUGUUUAUUUUCUCUUGCACCAUUCUCGAUAAACCCUAGACACUGUCAUGUAUGGAAAGCCCAGGAAGCCGGCCGUUUCUGAGAUACUGGAACCGGCACGCCUGGCACCGACGAUCAUAUCACGCUUAGGUCACUUGUUUUGCCCAUUCUAACGUUCAAUCGAAAGGUAACUGAAUGCCUGUCUGCCUGCUUUAUAUAGCAAGUCACGGCCACAUGACCCACUGUCUGUAGGAGUGAACCAUUUUCGUGAACAGGGUUGGUGUACCUAAAACUGCCCACUGAGUGUAUAUUGUUACUACUAAUAAUAAUAGUAUUGUCCUAAUUGAUGCAUACCUUCAAAUCAUGUUUUAACAAAGUAAUGUUGCGGUCUCUCCCUCACACAGACAGUGUCACUGCAGAUGCUCAUACAGUUUAUGUUGGACAUUGCUCGUGGAAUGGAGUACCUGAGCAAAAAAAGCAUCAUACACAGGGAUCUGGCUGCACGCAACUGCAUGUGAGUCAAUUACCAGCAGAGUAGACAGUGGCUUCAUCUCAAAUGGCACCCUAUUCCCUAUAAAGGGCACUACUUUUGAUCAGAGCCCUAUAGGCCCUGGUCAAAACUAGUGCACUAAAUAGCAGGGUUCAUACACAUUUUGAGAGAUGGAAUAUCAUAACUUUUCCAUGACGUUUAACCAAAUUUCCAUUACCAACCAUUGGCGGCGUCUCUAUGUACGUAUAAAAAAGUAUGCAUAAUGUGGUAUCAACACUGGGAGGCUGCUUUCUGAUCCCAUGUACCAUCUGUUGUCGUUGUGCAAGGCACUUAACCCCCACAAAGUAGAAUACCAGUUAGGCAACUGUAUAAAACGCAUGGUCAACCCUAGUCUGGAGAGCUACGGGGUGAAGGCUUUUGAUCCAGCCCUGCUCAAACACAUCAGAACCAGUUUAUCAAGGUCUGGUUGAGCAGCUAAUCUCUCAAAUGUGGUUUGUUAGAGGGGGAGGGGGGGCUGGAACAAAAGCCUGUACACCCAUUAGCUCUCCUGGAGGAUGGUUGACCACCCUUGAUAUAAAACAUUACAACCAAAUACGUCUUAUGCCCUUUGAAAUAAUUUGCUCAUUCAAUCUAUCAAAGAUCAAGUGGCUGUGGUAGGCUACAAAUCUUUUUAUUCAGCUGAAGCAAGCCCACAAAUGUUCUAGUAUUGUCAUUUAUCUUAGCUACCUUAGUGUUUACUCACCUGUUUGCGAUUCACAAAUUGUUAUUUAGAUUCACAUGAUUCGAUUCAUUACAAUUUAACCAAAAUCCAAACUAAUACAAUGACGAAGUGAAUUGUUCUUUUCAUUUUUAAAAAAUUGUUAGAGUGUCGUCAGAAAGUUUUUGGGGACAUGACGAAAAUAUGAUUACAUGCUAAUAAUAGCUCAACAGUUAACUAGAGCAGGGGUUCCCAGACUAUUUCACUCGGGGGCCUCCCUUCCAGCAUUGGGGAACAUCCCCCCCAAUGCUGAGGUCCUUUAAAAAUAUAUAUAUACAGCAUCUUCUAAAAGUAUUAAGACCCCUUGACUUUUUCCAAAUUUUGUUAAGUAUGAAAAUGUAUGCACUCACUAACUGUAAGUCGCUCUGGAUAAGAGCGUCUGCUAAAUGACUAAAAUGUAAAUGUAAAAUGUAAGUUAGACUUAAUCUAAAAUGGAUUAAAUUAAUAAUAAAUAAUCAUCAAUCUACACACAAUACCCCAUAAUGACAAAGCGAAAACAGGCUUUUAGAAUUUUUGGCAAAUUUAUAAAAAAUAAAAAACAUACCUUAUUUACGUAAGUAUUCAGACCCUUUGCUAUGGGACUCCAAAUUGAGCUCAGGUGCAUCCUGUUUCCAUUCAUCAUCCUUGAGAUGUUUCUACAACUUGAUUGGAGUCCACCUGUGGUAAAUUCAAUUGAUUGGACAUGAUUUGGAAAGGCACCUGUCUAUAUAAGGUCCCAGAGUUGACAGUGUAUGUCAGAGCAAAAACCAAGCCAUGAGGUCGAAGGAAUUGUCCGUAGAGCUCUGAGACAGGAUUGUGUCGAGGCACAGAUCUGGGGAAGGGUACCAAAACAUUUCUGCAGCAUUGAAGGUCCCCAAAGACACAGUGGCCUCCAUCAUUCUUAAAUGGAAGAAGUUUGGAACCACCAAGACUCAUCUAGAGCUGGCCGCCCAGCCAAACUGAGCAAUUGGGGGAGAAGGGCCUUGGUCAGGGAAGUGACCAAGAACCUGAGGGUCACUCUGACAGAGCUCUAGAGUUCCUCUGUGGAGAUGGGAGAACCUUCCAGAAGGACAACCAUCUCUACAGCACUCCACCAAUCAGGCCUUUAUGGUAGAGUGGCCAGAUGGAAGCCACUCCUCAGUAAAAGGCACACGACAGCCCGCUUGGAGUUUGCCAAAAGGCACCUAAAGACUCUCAGACCAUGAGAAACAAGUUUGUCUGGACUGAUGAAACAAAGGUUGAACUUUUUGGCCUGAAUGCCAAGCAUCACGUCUGGAGGAAACCUGGCACCAUCCCUAUGGUGAAGCAUGUGGUGACAGCGUCAUGCUGUGGGGAUGUUUUUCAACGGCAGGGACUGGGAGACUAGUCAGGAUCGAGGCAAAGAUGAACGGAGCAAAGUACAGAGAGAUCCUUGAUGAAAACGUGCUCCAGAGCGCUCAGGACCUCAGACUGGUUCAACUUCCAACAGGACAACGACCCUAAGCACACAGCCAAAACAACGCAGGAGUGGCUUCGGGACAAGUCUCUGAAUGUCCUUGAGUGGCCCAGCCAGAGCCUCUAACAUCUCUGGAGAGACCUGAAAAUAGCUGUGCAGCAACACUCUCUAUCCAACCUGACAGCUUGAGAGGAUCUGCAGAGAAUAAUUUGAGAAACUCCCCAAAUGUGCAAAGCUUGUAGCAUCAUACCCAAGAAGGUUCGAUGCAGUAAUCGCUGCCAAAGGUGUUUCAACAAAGUACUGAGUAAAGGGUCUGAAUACCUACGUAAAUGUGAUUUUUCAGUUUAUUUUUAAUAAAUUAGCAAACAUUUCUAAAAACCUAUAUCUGCUUUGUCAUUAUGGGGUAUUUUGUGUAGAUUUAUGAGGAUAAAAAAACAAUUUAAUAAAGUAACAAAAUGUGGAAAAAGUAAUGUGGUCUGAAUACUUUCCGAAGGCACUGUACAUGCAGGUGAUGUGAUCAAACAGACACACUAAAGCACAGAACAAUGAGCCAGAUAUUUCACCAAAUGUAUAAAUGUGAAUAAUCCGGUGGGCAUUUCCACUAACUACCAAAUAUGUUGAUGAGAGGAAGCACAGUGGCCGGCAAGUGGGAGAAGAUGGAUUUUGUCCGACAUUCAGCACAUUUUCUCAUUGAUGAAACAUUUGAUCUCCAUAGAGUUUUCUGUUUCCAAAACCUGUAACAGAGUGGACUGCGUUUUGUAGACUGUACCCUUAGCCAAAGUUUCAAAAACAUUUGUUGUUUAGAAGGAGUGCAAGGGCGAAUUGAGUUAUUGCACACGCGCACUUCAGAGUAGGUGUUCCCUACCGGAAUGUUCAAAUAAAUGCUAGAAUGUACGAAUAGGAUCUCACUAGCUCAGUGCUCUGCCCACCUCCUUGCUUGUUCUGCCCACUAUGAUUAAUUUGCUCCCAUUGGAAACGACAUGCUGUGGUCUAUCUUAGGUUAGUUAUAAAAAAUAUUUGGCUAAAGUGUCAUUCCGAUCCUGGCUGAUAUGUUGAUUUUUAUUUGAUCAUAUAUGUAGAAACUAUUCCUAAAUAAAUGACAUUAACAAAAAUUUAAAAAUUAAUUUUCCAAAACUUUUAGGAUUUGAUCAUUUUCCAAAACCUUUCCAGGGCUGGAUUUGUUUUAUUUAUUAUUAUUAUCUUUUUUAAAUAUCAUGACUUUUCCAGAAUUUAUGACCUACGAACCUUGAAAUAGGGAAUGGGGCGCAAUUUUAAGACUCAGCCUGUCAUUUUACUCUAUUUAUUAACUGGAACUCCCUCGAAUAUAGUUUACACACUGAAUUUACUAGAACUUGGUUCUGCGUCAGGGUUACAUUGUGACCAUCUCCACUCCUUUAUUCAUAGGCUGAGUGAAAACUUGACAGUCUGUGUGGCAGACUUUGGCCUUUCAAAGAAAAUCUACAGUGGUGACUACUACAGACAAGGAUCUGUCUCAAAGCUGCCUGUCAAGUGGAUAGCACUGGAGAGUCUUGCUGACAAUGUCUACACUACUCAGAGUGAUGUGGUAUGUUACAUACAACCAGACGCACCCUCAGUGUUCAUACCUUUGCUUUAAAAAUUAGAGUGACACUGUAGGACAGUAAUAUUUGAGUUGGGAUCCCUCUUCAAAUCAGCUUUGUGGAAAGGAUUACAUUUGUUUUGUAAUGUAACUUAAUGCAUCAUAGAUAAAAUGCUGAUUUUGUUUUCAGACCAGUCAAUUGAAUUUUUUAAAACCAUGUAGUGGCCCCAGAUGUUCACUGACUGAUUCUGUUUCAUUGAUGAGAUGUUGUUUUCGGAACUGUCAAUUCCUUAUCUUUGCCUUUAGCGCCCCCAGAAGUUAACUGACUGUUUCCCACCAGUGGGCGUUUGGAGUCACCAUGUGGGAGAUCAUGGCACGGGGACAGACCCCCUACCCCGGGGUGGAGAACUCUGAAAUCUACGAGUACCUCAUCAAGGGAGAGAGGCUCAAACAGCCACCUGACUGCCAAGACGACAUGUGAGUGAUCCACUGGAUCUGAUAGAAAAGACUCAGCCAUUGACAAAUCGUGAUGGGUUCUGUUAUACUUUUCAAAUGACUUAAACAAUGAAAUUAUCAUUGGUGCCAGAAAAAUAUAAAUCAUGAGUUUAUAUGUUUUACUGUAUUUAACUAGGUACCUCAUUGAGAACACAAUAAUGACCUGAUAGUUUGAAUAUUUUUCCAGUUAUGAGAUCAUGCAUAGCUGCUGGAGCCCUGUUCCCAAGUGCCGCCCCAGUUUCCAGCACCUGAUUGACCAGCUGGAGGGGCUGUACCCAGGGCCUGGUUUUAUGAAGGAGGCCCUUCUUUACGUUAACCUGGAGAGUGACAAGGGGGAGCCAGGGGCACUUGGCUCAGGGGAGGACCCCUCGUGGUCAGCAAUGCCCUGGCAGUGUGUGGGAAUGGAGGAGGAUGAGAAAGACUGGCUCAUGGUGUCUUCUGGGGCAGCUCUUGCUAUCGGUGGAGACUACCGCUACAUCAUUGGCCCUAACUGCAACUGUACUGAAGAGGAGGGUGGGAGGCAGGGGGACUCAAUAGAUACCUUGCAGCAAGAAGUCAGGGAUGAGGAAUAUGAAGACGCGAUCAUUAAUGUGUGAUUUAUAUUUUGAACAACAUGCCGCCUUCCCUGCCCUACAGAUUUCACAGACUGACCAGUAGGUUGUGGAGGGUUGGUCACUCAUUACUGCCCUCCAGUGAAGUUUCUGAAAACAACAGCUGCUUACCAGCAUUACUCAAUGGAGAAAACUUGGAUUGAAGUGCAUAUCUCACUGAACUUUUCUACCCAUUUUAUUGCCAUUCAUUCACAGUGUCUUUUUGUACUUUAAACGAAGGACUUCACAACACACACAAUCAGCCUUACGUUUACACUGAACAAAUCACAACAGUAACACGACUGAUAUUGUCAAUGAUACAUUUGACUGAUAUACAGUUAACUUUUCAACUGAAAAUUCACUACUCACUGACCGAGGCAUUAAAUAGUAUUUAGAUACGCACCUUUUAAAGUUUAGGGACUGAAUUUAAAGUAAAAUGCUGCCUACGUCCUUAGUGUGUACUGUAGGUGAUAGGUAUUGAACAUUGGUAUUUGCUGCUUUGCGAACGUAUUCCCUUACACCCUUAACUAUGAUAAGCACCUCCUGUCCAAAAGUCUGCUACACGUUCUUAAUCUGUAUUCUCAUUUAACCUUAGAAUAACAUUACACAGGACCACCACUGUAAUAAUCCCCUAACAUUGUGACGGAGUUCUUUUGAAGUACACCAUUGAGAAUUUAUGAAACAGGAAUAUAUGCAGAACAGUGUGUAUGUAUUCAAAAAAUAUAUAUACCAGAGUGAAUAUGGAUAUGUGUUAAGACAUUAGCCUGAUCAAAUGUGAGCCUGUCGUUCACUGAUGUUCAGAGUGCUUACACACACCCUUGAUUUAGCUUUUUGAAGCAUUCCAUGUAUGGGAUAUCAAGGGACAUGAUGUUUUAAUAUAUUUUAAAUGUUAUUUUUUGUAUAUUGUAUAAAAUUAUUUUCAGAGAUACAACCUAGAUCAUUAAAAACAGACUUAAGAAGCUGGUGCUUUGAUUCUCUCUGUCCAGUCCAUCCUUACCAGCAUGUGUAUAGUUGGUUUAGAUUUGUGCAUCAAGCUACAAUGUAAUUCUCACCUGAAGUGUAAGUAAAUAAAGUAUUGGUUGUUUCAUCACGUAUGGUAUAUUUUUCUUUGCACCUUUAGGGCGAACAUGUAACGAAACCCAUGUGCAGUCUAAUUUGUGC